Molecule: messenger RNA, 1023 nt
Organism: Cololabis saira (Pacific saury)
Lineage: Eukaryota; Metazoa; Chordata; Actinopteri; Beloniformes; Belonidae
Gene: nhp2
Product: NHP2 ribonucleoprotein homolog (yeast)
Exons: 4
Coding region: 104-583 (159 amino acids)
Biological process (GO): rRNA pseudouridine synthesis; snRNA pseudouridine synthesis
Cellular component (GO): nucleolus; box H/ACA snoRNP complex
Molecular function (GO): box H/ACA snoRNA binding
Source: RefSeq, a predicted model, not a curated record
AGAAGAAGCAGCAGCAGUGCAGACACGUGUGGUCCCCGUGUGAACAGAAGCAGAGCAGCUCCGAGCAGAAAACAGGCACGUAUUCACCGAUUAUCGAUCAGAAAUGACGAAAGUGAAGAAGGAGAAGCCCUCUGCGGAGGAGGAGGAGACGGCGGGAGCAGGAGUGCUGGACAAAUCCAUGGACAGAUCCUACCACGAGCUCAUCACGCACCUCAACCCCAUCGCGCAGCCGCUGGCCUCCAAGAAGCUCAGCAAGAAGCUCUACAAAUGCGUCAAAAAAGCUUCUAAAGUGAAGAACAUCCGGCGGGGAGUCAAAGAGGUUCAGAAGUUCAUCAAUAAAGGAGAGAAAGGCAUCGUGGUGAUGGCGGGCGACACGCUGCCCAUCGACGUGUACUGUCACAUCCCGGUCAUGUGUGAGGACAGAAGCCUGCCGUACGCCUACAUCCCCUCCAAAGUGGAUCUGGGCUCAUCUGCCGGCUCCAAGCGGCCGACCUGCGUGAUCCUGAUCAAGCCUCACGAGGACUACCAGGAGGCCUACGACGAGUGUCUGGAAGAGGUGUCCAGCCUGCCCAAACCGCUCUGAGCCAAUCAGGGAGAAGCUCCACCCACAGAACUCCUGGGAUUGAAACAGCGGAAAAGCUUCACAUGAACUCUUUUAUGAAACACCAGAGAAGGAUAUUUUUCUAGUGAUUUAUCAGCUGAUCAGGACUCACUGAAACCUUUUUCACUCUUGUUUUUAUUUGGAAGUUUGUGACUUUUCUUUAUUUUUCUAAACUUGUUAACUCGAUGUGUCUAAUGACGUUUUCUCUAAUGAAGCUCCGGAUCCGUUCGCAGUUAAAUUAGACUGUAUUACAUCAGAUUGUUGUUUUUUUGCAGACAUCUAGUAUUUGUUUCUGUUCCUGAUCACAUCCAGAAAAAUGAAUCUUGGAAGUUGGAAAACAUGCAUCUCGUCAUAUGAUUGAUGUAUAUUUUUAUGUAACUCAUUGGGUUAAAAUUACAUAAAGAGCACCGAUGUGUACAUAA